Molecule: messenger RNA, 5061 nt
Organism: Artibeus jamaicensis (Jamaican fruit-eating bat)
Lineage: Eukaryota; Metazoa; Chordata; Mammalia; Chiroptera; Phyllostomidae
Gene: EBF1
Product: EBF transcription factor 1
Exons: 17
Coding region: 845-2659 (604 amino acids)
Biological process (GO): regulation of transcription by RNA polymerase II
Molecular function (GO): RNA polymerase II cis-regulatory region sequence-specific DNA binding; DNA-binding transcription factor activity, RNA polymerase II-specific
Source: RefSeq, a predicted model, not a curated record
CUCUGGGGAGAGUCAAACUGGAUUCCAUAGGGAAAGCCUGCAAAUCACUUCUAUUUUAGCAAGGAGAAAACAGAAUUUCCAUCCAGCAGGGUCCACCCCUCUCUUUCUCCCUCUCCUCUCCUUCUCUUCUCUCUCUCUCCCUCCCCCCUUCCUCUCUCCCUCUUUCUCCCCCCUUCCCCCCACCCCAAUCUCCCUCUCUGGUGUAUCUGUCUACGGCAACCAGCGUCCUCCUCAUCUACACGCACUGAAGGAAAGAAACAUCUUUGGUUGGGAGAGAAGGAGGAAAAAAAAAAGAGAGGAAAAAAACUUGCCUGGUUGUGGAAAAUGACACUUGAAGUAGCAAAGCCGGCAGCGCGAGUUGAGUCUAUUGUUUCUUAAAUUGCCAUCAGGGCUUUUUUUUUUCUUCCUGCUUCUUCAAGUGAAGGGUACCUCUGCAAAAGGAAACUCCAGCCCCUCCUGCCCUCCACCGGCCUGUGAUCAUUACAAAAAAAAAAAAAAAAAAAGCAAAAAAAAAAAAGCGAAAAAAAAAGCACCCAAACCAAAAAUUAACCAACCAAACAACCCCCAACAGCCAAGCAUACAUCUCAUUUUUUUUUUUUAUUUUGGUCUUUUCGUUGGAUUUUCCCUUCUUUUUUCUCUGUCUUUUUUUCGGGUAAUCGCUCAGUUUUGAGCGAGGGUUUACAUUUUUAAAAAAAAAUUUGCUUUCUAGCCCGCCUUGAUCUUCCAGCGCGAGUUCAUCGUCUCAAAAAAAAAAAAAAUCUCUGGCUGGCGUUUUUCUUUCCUUUUUUUUUUUUUUAAAUAUUUUCAAGGGGGAGGAGAUUUUCCACAAGAAAAGGUUGUUUUCAUGUUUGGGAUUCAGGAAAGCAUCCAACGGAGUGGAAGCAGCAUGAAGGAAGAGCCGCUGGGCAGCGGCAUGAACGCGGUGCGGACGUGGAUGCAGGGCGCCGGGGUGCUGGACGCCAACACGGCGGCGCAGAGCGGGGUGGGUCUGGCCCGGGCUCACUUUGAGAAGCAACCGCCUUCCAAUCUGAGGAAAUCCAACUUCUUCCACUUCGUCCUGGCCCUCUACGACAGACAGGGCCAGCCCGUGGAGAUCGAGAGGACAGCCUUUGUGGGGUUCGUGGAGAAAGAAAAAGAAGCCAACAGCGAAAAGACCAAUAACGGGAUUCACUACCGGCUGCAGCUCCUCUACAGCAAUGGGAUAAGGACGGAACAGGAUUUCUACGUGCGCCUCAUCGACUCCAUGACAAAACAAGCCAUAGUGUAUGAAGGCCAAGACAAGAACCCAGAAAUGUGCCGAGUCUUGCUGACACACGAGAUCAUGUGCAGCCGCUGUUGUGACAAGAAAAGCUGUGGCAACCGAAAUGAGACUCCCUCAGAUCCAGUGAUAAUUGACAGGUUCUUCUUGAAAUUUUUUCUCAAAUGUAACCAAAAUUGCCUAAAGAAUGCAGGAAACCCACGUGACAUGCGGAGAUUCCAGGUCGUGGUGUCUACGACAGUCAAUGUGGAUGGCCAUGUCCUGGCGGUCUCUGAUAACAUGUUUGUCCAUAAUAACUCCAAGCAUGGGCGGAGGGCUCGGCGGCUUGACCCCUCGGAAGGUACGCCCUCUUAUCUGGAACAUGCAGCUACUCCCUGUAUCAAAGCCAUCAGCCCGAGCGAAGGAUGGACCACGGGAGGCGCCACUGUGAUCAUCAUAGGAGACAAUUUCUUUGAUGGGUUACAGGUCAUAUUCGGUACCAUGCUGGUCUGGAGUGAGUUGAUCACUCCUCAUGCCAUCCGGGUGCAGACACCUCCUCGGCACAUCCCCGGCGUGGUGGAAGUCACAUUGUCCUACAAGUCCAAACAGUUCUGCAAAGGGACUCCGGGAAGAUUCAUUUACACAGCGCUCAACGAGCCCACCAUUGACUAUGGUUUCCAGAGGUUACAGAAGGUCAUUCCCCGGCACCCUGGAGACCCUGAGCGUUUGCCAAAGGAGGUCAUCCUCAAAAGGGCCGCGGACCUGGUGGAGGCGCUGUAUGGGAUGCCACACAACAACCAGGAGAUAAUUCUGAAGAGAGCAGCCGACAUCGCAGAGGCCCUGUACAGCGUCCCCCGCAACCACAGCCAGCUCCCGGCCCUCACUAACACUUCGGUCCACGCGGGAAUGAUGGGCGUGAAUUCCUUCAGUGGACAGCUGGCCGUGAAUGUCUCCGAGGCGUCACAGGCCACCAAUCAGGGUUUUACCCGCAACUCAAGCAGCGUAUCGCCACACGGGUACGUGCCGAGCACCACCCCCCAGCAGACCAACUAUAACUCUGUCACCACGAGCAUGAACGGGUACGGCACUGCCGCCAUGUCCAAUUUGGGCGGCUCCCCCACCUUCCUCAACGGCUCAGCUGCCAACUCGCCCUAUGCCAUUGUGCCAUCCAGCCCCACCAUGGCCUCUUCCACAAGCCUCCCCUCCAACUGCAGCAGCUCCUCUGGCAUCUUCUCCUUCUCACCAGCCAACAUGGUCUCGGCCGUGAAACAGAAGAGUGCUUUCGCACCAGUCGUCAGACCCCAGACCUCUCCGCCUCCCACCUGCACCAGCACCAAUGGGAACAGCCUGCAAGACCAGUCUUUUGUGGACUCUAGCAAGUUCUCCACUGCAGGGUCUCUCCCGGGACUGGCCUUCUCCUGAACGAUAUCUGGCAUGAUUGUUCCUCCCAUGUGAAAGAAUUGCCUUGAAGAAUUUUAUUAAUGAAGAGGUUGGAUUCUGCUACAGACAGAGAGUAAUCUGAUACAAGUCCCAGAGUGGAACUUUUAACUCAGGCCUUUUUAAGAGGAAUCACAAUUACUGCAGAUUUUUAAAAACAAACAAUAUCACCGACCUUGCAAAUACUGAAAUUGGAAGGGAUCUCUGAGUGCAGGAUGCUGGUGAAAGUUGUACCUCCCAGAUGUUUGGGGGAUAUAUUUAUUCUGUGUUCAUAAAAGCAAAUCCACUUUUUCUUUCUUUUCUUUCCUUUUUUUUUUUCUUUUAAGCUUCACUCCGCAGUCAUUUGUCUUUUACGAACCGUAAAGCUGUACACACAGGACACUAUAAAUAAGACCCCAUGUUUUAACUUAUGAUGUUUUUAAAGCUGUGUAAAGGGAGAACGAAGUGGUGAUAUUUACAAAAAAGUAAAAAAAAGAAAAAGAAAAAAGAAAAAAAAAGCUUGUAUGGGACAGAAUAGGAAUGCCAGUUAGAUUUUUUAGAAAACUAAGAGUUGGCUUUUGCGCCUUAAAGCAUAUCAGAUGGUAGUUAGCUCAGACAGUGCAUUGUCAGUAUCUAACUUAACAGGCCACCCCUUAGCAGUGCAAGCUUACUUAUCUCUUUUGUAUUGUUGUCUUAAGUAACUGUGUAAAUAAAUGCAGCCUGCAGAGUUACAAAGUGAUGUUAAGUGAUCACAUUUUUCCCUUCUACUCAAAAAUCCAGUGCCUCUAGACAGAUUGUUAAAAACUGCAUAUUUAAGCCCGAUUAUCAUUCUCGCUUUUCAUUCUGUCAACUGCUUCUGAGGCCGGUGGCCUCUCGAGAGCUUGGUGGCACACAGCGUGUGAGAGUCUCCUUUGAAUCUUCAUGGAACAGGGUCCAGGCACAGAAUUCCACGUGAUGCCCUCCAGCGAUCAAGCCAAAAUCCCUCUUACACUCCCACCACCCACAAGGUAAAAGUUUACGCAUCCCGAACGCUGACUCCACACAUAUCCUCCCAAAGCUGACAAAAGCAAGCUGGAGAGAGAGAGAUAGGGCUCCCAUCAGUCAACCCUAGUAUCUGUAACACAGUAGAUCCAAAGGAUAGGUGAAGUGCUUUGGAAUCAAGAGUAUGAGAAAACUGGGAGAAAGGAAAAGAAGGUCGAGACCUCCGAAACACAGUUUUCUGUUCUUCGGAAAUGUUUGCUCUCGUUAUCUGGAAAGUGUUCUUAAAAAGAAGGAUAGCAAAGACGCAGCAAAGCUACGAGGAUGCAUUUGCCUGAUAUUUUUUUCUUUGCUGUUGUGUUUUUGUAUGUAGUUAUAAAUACUGUAGAUUUUUUUUUGUGAUUUUUUGCCAAAGUCGUUGUUCUAUUUAUACAUUUUAAUGUCUUAAGACAGUUUUUCAAUAUCGCAAAAAGAUUUUACGGCAUAUUUUGCAAAGGAAAAAAAAAGCUCACUACGUUUAGCUUGCACAUAUUUGCAAAAUUAAUUAAAAGGCUUUCUGUUUUAAAGAGGAUUUUGUAAAAUAUCCAUAUAAAUAAUGUAUUUAUCUUUGGAAUUUGUACAUUGCUUUCCCUUUCUUCCUUUUCCUCCCACCCUCUAUUUUAUUGUGUAUGUUGGCUAUGUGAAAAGUGCAUAUUUGUUUGGUCACCUACAGUUGUAUUAGCUGUUUCAAUGGGAUUUUUAAACAUUUCAUUUAUAGUUAUUUUUAGUAUUGUUUUAAAACCAUGCUUCAAUUUUUUUAAAAUUUCCACCCAAAAGCCAUUGUCUAUUUUUGUAUUAUUUGUAAGUUAAGAAGUUUUUUCCAAUAUAUGGCAAAAAAAAAAUAGUAGCAUAUUAUUCUUGUAGCAUUUAGUUCUGUAGAUUAAAAAAAAUGUAUCCUUUGCUUUGGAAGCUUACAAAAAAAAUCCAACCCUAAUGCUGUUUUACUCUAUUAAUAUGCAUGGAAUCCCUCCCUCUGGAGUGAUGCAUUUUGUGCAUUAAAUUCAGGGGAGAAACUUCAUAGAAAUCAAUGAACAUUCUUUCUUAAGUCUGCUUGUAUAUUUCCUCUGUCUUUCACAUAAAUAUAAACCAGCAGAUUGGAUGCCUUAACAAUGCAAAUCAUAUUCAUUUCACUUGUACAUUGUAACUGUGCACCAGAACUGUCAGUCAUCACUAACAUUGUAAAAAAAAAACAAACAAAAAACAGAAAAAAAACAAAAAACAAACAAAAGAAAAAAAAAACAAAGAAAUCGAAAAGCACAAAAGAACUGUUUUGUUACCUUAAGACAAUGUAACUUUUUUCUAGUAGACAAGAAAUUUACAACAAUGCUGCAACUGUGCAUGCCCCCCGUAUGGAUUUUGCAAUGGUUUUCACUAGACUGUCAAGAGUGCGA